AUGGGGGGUCUGAGGCCCUGGGCCCGAUAUGGGCUGCUGCUUGUGGCCCACCUGCUGGUCUUGGGGCUGGGGGCUGUGGUGCUCCAGGCCCUGGAGAGACCGUCAGCACUCCGGCGCCAGGCCCAGCUCAGGGCCCAGCUGGUCACUUUCCGGGAGAAAUACGGGGACUGCCUGCCCCCCGGGGCCCUGGAGGAGCUGCUGGGCACCGCCCUGGUGGCCCAGGCCCAUGGGGUCUCUGGCCUGGGCAAUGGCUCAGAGGCCAGCAACUGGGAUCUGCCCUCAGCCCUGCUCUUCACUGCCAGCAUCCUCACCACCACGGGUUAUGGGCACAUGGCCCCACUGUCAGCAGGUGGCAAGGCCUUCUGCGUGGUCUUCGCAGCCCUGGGGCUGCCGGCUUCACUCGUGCUUGUGGCCACACUGCGCCACUGCCUGCUGCCCCUGUUCAGCUGCCCGUGUGCCUGGGUAGCUGCCCGCUGGCAGCUGGCACCGGCCAGAGCUGCGCUGCUGCAGGCUGCCGGACUGGGCCUGCUCGUGGCUGGCACCUUCGUGCUGCUGCCAGCCGUGGUGCUGUGGAGUGUGCAGGGCGACAGCAGCCUGCUGGAAGCUGUCUACUUCUGCUUCGGCUCACUCAGCACCAUCGGCCUGGGGGACCUGCUGCCCAGCAGAGGCCGUGGCCUGCACCCAGCGCUUUUCCAUCUGGGCCAGUUCGCACUUCUCGGUUACUUGCUCCUGGGGCUCCUGGCCAUGCUGUUGGCCGUGGAGACCAUCUCAGAGCUGCCACAGGUCCGUGCCAUGGUGAAGUUCUUCGGGUCCAGCGUCCCUCCGAGCGCUGAGGACCAGGGUGGCAUCCUAAGCCAGGACGAACUGGCUUUGAGCACCCUGCCCUCCACAGCUGCUGCGUCAGAGCAGGCCCCAGCUUGCUGACAGGUGUCAGGUGA
Messenger RNA from Talpa occidentalis (Iberian mole), 938 nucleotides. It is a transcript of the gene KCNK7, whose product is annotated as potassium two pore domain channel subfamily K member 7. The coding region runs from base 1 to 924 and encodes 307 amino acids. Gene Ontology annotation, biological process: potassium ion transmembrane transport; stabilization of membrane potential. Lineage: Eukaryota; Metazoa; Chordata; Mammalia; Eulipotyphla; Talpidae. Gene Ontology annotation, cellular component: membrane. Gene Ontology annotation, molecular function: potassium ion leak channel activity. The record is from RefSeq and is a predicted model, not a curated record. The transcript has 3 exons.